Molecule: messenger RNA, 2927 nt
Organism: Xiphophorus maculatus (southern platyfish)
Lineage: Eukaryota; Metazoa; Chordata; Actinopteri; Cyprinodontiformes; Poeciliidae
Product: myb-like protein X
Exons: 9
Coding region: 629-2407 (592 amino acids)
Source: RefSeq, a predicted model, not a curated record
CAUUUAAAAGAGUGCUUCAGAAAGGUUUUGUGUGCUGUGCAUGUGGAUUGGCAGCAUGGUUAUGGUCCCUCCCCCUCAAAGGAUCACUCUUAAUCCCUGAUAAUCUGUUCAUCUAAGGAGCUCAGCCAGUCAUGGCUGCACCAGGGGAGAAUUUGCUUUCAGUUGAGCAUCUUACAAGCAUGGAUCAAAAUGCUUUUACCAAACAAAGAGAGCUCUUUAUAAAGAAAAGCAGAGGGAUGCAACUUCAGCAGCGUCUGCAGGAGCUGAAGGAGAGAGAGCGCAGAGCCCAGCAGCACAACAGGCAGCUUCUCCUGCAGUUUGAGAGAGCCCAGGAGACACUGAAGGAGAUGCUGGCCUGCAACGCUGCCAUGAAAACUAUACGGGUUACAGGAUGCACACAGCCAGCACACAAACACAACAACCUGCACUGUCAGAUUCUCAAACCGUUUUUAUCUAGCACCAAUCAGAGCGAGACAGAGCAGUUCUGUUGCUGGUGACAGAUACAGUGACAGUAAAGGCAUUAAAUUAAAUUAAAUUCAGUAACUAGGAGAUGUUUUAAAGUAACUCAGGAUUGAAAGUUUGUCUUAGAUUUUAACAGUUAUUUAAAUGUACACUUUAACAUUUUCAGAUGGAGUACGAGCGGUACCUGGAGGAAAACCUCCACUGCUGGCAGCAGCAGCUUCAGGAGAAAACUGAGGCCUCUCACAAGAAGAGAAUGGAAGAUUGUUUGAAGUCUUAUCUACAGCACAGUAAAGAUCAAGUCUCAACAGCAACAGUUGGUGAGCCUCUGAUUUCACAAGAUCCUUCCAUAAAGGCUCCAAACGUUGAUGCUCCUCAAACGUUUCCCACCAAAGGAAGCUCCGCUUAUAGCCGAGAUCGUUCCUCCUGUCAUCCCCAUCAGGAGUCUUCCUGGUUAACCCAAGCAGGCAUGCCUCCAGGGUUCCUCCAAACACCUUUUCAACCCCAGAGUCCCUCACCUUUCCCUCCACCCAGCUUCCCAUAUCCUCACCCACUUCUGCUGCAACGCCUCACCUUCCCAUUCGAUCACCAUCAGCUGUGGGUCAGCUCUGAAGCUGCAGGCCGCCCUCCUGAACGCUACAGUCACCCCUGCUCUGACGGGAUCGCUGCGGGAUCUGCAGGUCAGCUCCACACCGAGGAACCGCCAGCGUCGAGUGCUUCUCAAAUUGUAGAGCGAGAAAAUGAGACGAGCGCAGCAAAUUCAAAGAGGGUGAGAGGUGGCGGAGGCGGAAGGUGUUUGUCCUCUGAGCUCGACAUUAAACCAGUCCGUCUCUCUAGUGGACAUGUGGAAAGCAGUGAGAGCGGCAGAGACUCCAGUUUGACCAGCAGAGAAAAGAAGAAAAGAGAGAAGAAAGGAAGAACAGAGGCUUCGUCCUCAGAGUCAGAAAGAUCUGGUUCUCAGAGGUCAUCCAGGACUUCCAGUGAGGUCGUCGCUGCCUCCUGCGCCGUCGCCCUGGACUCAGAAACAAACUGCUCCUCUGAGGAAGGAGGCACAGCAAGCAGGAGGAGGUCAGAGCGAGGCAGGGGGGUCAAUACUGGGUCACCGCCAUCCGAGAAGGAGGCAGAGGAGCUUAGCAGGAGUGAGGAAGAGGAGCAGACUGAUAGCUUGAGUGAAAAAACGAGAAGUCCAACUCAAGACAAUAAAACAGGAGGCUGUAGAGGAGAUGAUGAUCUAGCAAAAAGUGAAAAUGGAGAUGAUGAGGAAGUUUACAGCUCCGAGCAAAGCAUUGCAGAAGAAAAGGAUGAAGAAGGAGGAAAGAAAAACCAAAGAUGUGGAGAUGAAGAGAACGAGAAGGAGGUUAAAAGUAAAGAGGGCGGUGAUGUUGAGGAAGACGAUGAGGAGAGCAACGAUGAGGUUCCUCUAAAUAGGAAUCAAAAGGAGGAUAGGGAUGUGGAAGAAGACGAAGAUCAGUCAGAAAAACUGGAGAAUGAAGACAGAGACGACGGGGAGGAGGACUCUGACUCCUUACAGGAUGAAGAUGAGGAGGAGAAAGAAUGUAGUGAGAGGAUAGAAGAGGAGGAGGAGUCAAAUGAAGAGGAAGACCAACUCAGGAGUGAAGAAGGAGGAGACUCUGAGGACAGCAUCAUCUGUCCGCAGGAAAACAGGUCCAAACAGAUGAAGAACAUUCCAGAGGAAGCAGCUGAAGAUGAGGAAGAGGAGUGCGACACUCGGUCCUCAAACAAUAAGUCAAAAGAACCAAGUGAUGAAGAAGAUAUUGAGAAUCUUCUGGCACCUCGAGAGCCAAUAAACAAAAAACAAAAGGCUGUGAAAACCGAGGAGAAGCCAAAAGCCACAUGUCUCAACUUGGGCAUCUUUCAAGUGACGGAGGACGGAGCAAAGACGGGGGAUAAAAGUGACUCGGACGAGUCCGAUCACUUUUAUGACUAAAUGUGACAUGGUGGACACCAUGAAGGUCCUCCAAAUAGCAACUCUGCAGUAGAGGAAGCACCAGAUCUCUGAUGACUUCAGCAGGUCGGACAACACCGAUGGGGUCACUGCGUCACUACAUGCAGGUGUUAAGGAAGCCCAGGUUGAUUUAUCAGCAGCUUUCAGUGUUUAGGUUGUGAAGUCUCUGCCUCUCCUUGUUUUCCAAACGUAACGGCAGUCUGGCCUGUUUGGUGGCUCUUGAAGCUUUGCAGUUUGUGAAUCUUUGGUGAUUCCUUUUGCAUGUCCACCUUUUUCCUUCCACCCAACUUUCCAUCGUUUUUUUCCUUCUUGAACUGAAUACUUUUAAACUUAGAUAUACUACUUUGAGAUGCACUUGCAUCUUUCACAUUAUUUUCUUCUUCGUAUGCUCUAUUUUAUUCUUAAUACAUUUAAUGUCUGUAUGCUGAAACCACUCAGCAUGAAUUCAUUGUGCACACAUCUCACCAAUAAAAAAAAGCCAAUUUUGAUGGAUAGAUAAAAA